AUGUUCAUGGCGGCCGUGCCAAUCGCCCUCUUCUUGCAAAUUGGCUUUGUCAUCUUUGCACCCGAAACGCCGCGCUAUCUGAUCAAGCAGCGGCAUGAGGCGGCAGCACGACGAGUGCUCGCGCUUUUCCGCCACCCUGCCGCCAUCGACCUGGAAGUGUCGGAAGUUCACGCGGCCAACCAGGAAGCUGAGGGCAUGUGGCGCGAUCUCCUAGAGCCCAACGUUCUUUAUGGACUCUACGUUGGGGCCAUGCUCAGUGCCAUCCAGCAGUUUACCGGUGUCAACGCUGUCAACUUUUACGCCCAGACUGUCCUCACUGACGCUGGGUUUUCAAAGUCCAAGGCGUUUUUCUUCAGCAUCUUUAUUGGCGUCGUCAAGGUGUUUUUUGUGGCCGUGGCUGUGGUCUUGAUUGAUCGCGCUGGCCGUCGAAUCCUGAUCCUUGUUGGCAUUGUGGGUAUGACGGUCAGCACUCUGUUGCUUGCUGCCAUGUUUCAGAUACGUGAAUCCACGGGCAGCAUCAGCACGGGCGAGGGUUGGAUUGCCCUGGUCUCGCUCUUUUGCUUCAUGGGUUUUUACGAAGUGUCACUAGGACCUGCUGUAUGGCUGUACUUGUCGGAGAUUUUUCCGCUCAAGGUAAAUCACGGUUAUGGGGGUGCUGCCUGGACCUGUGUGUGUAUGUGUGUGUGUGUGUGUGUGUGUGUGUGUGUGUGUGUGUGUGUGUGUGUGUGUGUGUGUGUGUGUGUGUGUAUCAAGGGCAAGGCUCUCUCCGUCUCAGGUUUUCUCAAUUGGCUCUUCGUCUUGGUUGUAAGCCAAACGUUCCCGCUGAUGUGCUCGCUCGUGUCGCGCGCUCACACACACACACACACGGACGAGAGAGCAGAACGGGACAAGAUGGCGGCACCUCAUGAGCAGGAUGAGUCAGUGGCAGCGGCUGAGGUCGACGUCGUUGAUGUGGAUGCGGAGGAUGAUGUCAAGAGCCCUAAGUCGCACUGCCGUUUCUACAAGCCCAAGUUUCCUGAGGUUGAUGAUGUGGUCAUGGUCAACGUCAAGUCCAUCCAGGAGAUGGGCGCGUACGUACAGCUGCUGGAGUAUGAUGGCAUUGAUGGCAUGAUUCUGCUCAGCGAACUGUCGCGUCGUCGUAUCCGGUCGCUGAACAAGCUGAUUCGCGUCGGUCGCCAUGAGUGUGUCGUGGUCAUGCGCGUGGAUGAGGAGAAGGGUUACAUUGAUCUUUCCAAGCGCCGCGUCAGUCCCGAGGAAGCCAAAAAGUGCGAAGACAAAUUCAACCGCGCCAAGAUUGUCAAUUCCAUCCUCCGUAACGUUGCGGACAACACCAACUUUGAUCUUGAGACGCUGUACGAGCAGACGGCCUGGAAGCUGGAGGCCACUUCGGGCCCCUCCUCUUCUUUUGACCUGUUCAAGCUUGCCAUUACAGAAAAGCCCGAAAUCUUCGAUUCGUUUGAUAUCCCCGAGGAGAUCAAGGAUGCUCUGCGCAAGAAGAUCCAACAUCGGUUGACGCCUCAGGCUGAAAAGAUCCGUGCCGAUAUCGAUGUGACCUGCUAUGCAUAUGAGGGCAUCAAUGCAGUCAAGGCUGCCCUUAAGGCCGCCAUCGCCCUCUCAACCCCCGAGCUGCCCAUCAACGUGAACCUGAUCGCUCCGCCCCUUUACGUCGUGACGACUCACUCGCUCGAUAAGACUAAAGGUGUUGCACUAUUGGGGGAGGCGCUUGAGGCCAUCAAGAAAGUCAUCGAGGAGAAGGGUGGUGAUCUCAAGAUCAAGAUGGCGCCCCGUGCUGUCACGGAGACGGAUGAUAGCGAGCUUGCCAAGCUUAUGGAGAAGUUUGAAAAGGAGAACGAGGAGGGCUCUGGUGAUGAUGAUGAUGAUGAGUACAACGAAGAAGGCAUGGUUGGUCCUGACAUGUAAACUCGUGAAUUGCCUCUACUGUGUCCCCGUGUCGAAUGUCAAGUGCCGGAUUGAGCUUGUCUCUUUUUUUUUUUUGCAAACAAUUACAUCACCAUGCUG
Messenger RNA from Monosiga brevicollis MX1, 2019 nucleotides. RefSeq lists its product as uncharacterized. Gene Ontology annotation, cellular component: eukaryotic translation initiation factor 2B complex; eukaryotic 48S preinitiation complex; eukaryotic translation initiation factor 2 complex. The transcript is spliced from 16 exons. The record is from RefSeq and is a predicted model, not a curated record. The coding region runs from base 1 to 1920 and encodes 639 amino acids. Gene Ontology annotation, biological process: transmembrane transport. Gene Ontology annotation, molecular function: ribosome binding; translation initiation factor activity; RNA binding. NCBI's taxonomy places the organism in Eukaryota, Choanoflagellata, Craspedida, Salpingoecidae.